AAACUAUUCAGAAGAGAAAUUCAACCCCCAUUUAAACCUGCUUCUGGAAAACCAGAAGAUACUUUUUGUUUUGAUCCAGAAUUCACAGCAAAAACACCAAAAGAUUCUCCAGGAGUCCCACCCAGCGCAAAUGCACAUCAGCUCUUCAAAGGGUUUAGUUUUGUUGCAACUACUACAGUAGAAGAUCAUAAAAUGUCACCGCUCACCAAUAUAUUGCCAAUAGUACAGCAACUUCAUGGAAACAGUGCACAGUUUACUGAUGUCUAUGAGCUGAAGGAAGAUAUUGGUGUUGGUUCCUACUCUGUUUGCAAGCGAUGUAUACAUAUAGCUACAAAUAUGGAGUUUGCUGUAAAGAUAAUUGAUAAAAGUAAGAGGGAUCCCUCAGAAGAAAUCGAGAUUUUGAUGCGCUAUGGACAGCAUCCAAAUAUUAUUACUUUAAAAGAUGUUUAUGAUGAUGGUAGAUUCAUAUACCUUGUCACUGAACUCAUGAAAGGAGGGGAGCUGCUUGACCGAAUUCUCAGGCAGAAGUUUUUCUCGGAACGAGAGGCUAGUGCUGUAUUAUUUACCAUAACCAAGACUGUGGACUACCUGCACUGCCAAGGAGUGGUGCAUCGGGACCUUAAACCUAGUAAUAUUUUAUAUACUGAUGAUUCAAAUAAUGCUGAUUCUAUCAGGAUUUGCGAUUUUGGGUUUGCAAAACAACUUCGAGGAGAAAAUGGACUACUACUGACUCCUUGCUACACUGCAAACUUUGUGGCACCAGAGGUUCUCAUGCGACAGGGAUAUGAUGCUGCUUGUGACAUAUGGAGCUUGGGUGUUCUUCUUUACACAAUGUUGGCAGGCUAUACUCCAUUUGCCAAUGGUCCUAAUGAUACUCCUGAGGAGAUUCUGGUACGGAUAGGCAGUGGAAAAUUCUCUUUAAGUGGAGGCAACUGGGAUACUGUUUCAGAUGCAGCAAAGGACUUGUUAUCCCACAUGCUUCACGUAGAUCCUCAUCAGCGGUACACAGCAGAGCAAGUGCUGAAACAUUCAUGGAUAGCCUGUAGGGAUCAGCUGCCGCAUUAUCAGCUAAACAGGCAAGAUGCACCACACUUAGUAAAGGGAGCCAUGGCUGCCACGUAUUCUGCACUGAAUCACAAGACAUUUCAACCAGUGUUAGAGCCUGUUGCAGCCUCAAGUUUAGCUCAGCGACGGAGCAUGAAAAAACUAACAUCAACAGACUUAUAGACCCAUUGGGACACCUUAGCAAACAGAAGCAAGGGAAAAAUCCAAUAAGUGGCUCUAUUUUGCCUGACCUGUGAUCAAAAGGCAUCUACGGUUUCCUGCUACACUACUUGAAUUCUGUAAAAGUCCUUUUUUUAAAAAGAAAAAAAAAAUCCACAGGUUCAUACUGUGUUGUUUUACAGGCAGUAUCUGUUAAAUUAAUUUCUACCACCAGGUACAUCAUAAUGAAUUUCUCUACGCUGUCCUUUGAGAUCUGUUGCAAAUAUUAUUUCUUAUUUUGUAUAGUUCUGCUGGGUUCACAGAAAUGGUUUAGGGGACCGUUGCCAGUGACCAAGUUGUACAUAAAAAAGUGUCAGUGUUAGGAUUUUUUCUUUACGCU
Messenger RNA from Tinamus guttatus (white-throated tinamou), 1603 nucleotides. The record is from RefSeq and is a predicted model, not a curated record. NCBI's taxonomy places the organism in Eukaryota, Metazoa, Chordata, Aves, Tinamiformes, Tinamidae.